AUGGAGGAGAUGCAGAGAGCCAUGCAGCAGCUGAGCCUCAGGCUCCAGCAGCAGGAGCGAGAGAUGAAGCAGCUGCAGGAGGACAGGCAGAGGAUGCAGGAAGAGCUGGAGCGUUCGCGGGAGGCACCGCAGCGCCAUGGAGGACAGCAGCCGCACUCCGUGGUCGACACGCGCGUGCUCAGCAAGCCCGAGAGCUACGCUGGCGAUCCGUCGAGGUUCGCGGAUUGGAGCUUCAAGAUGCGCGCGUACCUCGGGGCGGUGGACGAGCGCUACCAGCAUCUCAUCGAGAAGACGGAGAUGGCGACGGAGCCGCUGAAGAACGCGACGAUGGAGCCAGACGAGGCGCGGCUCAGCACCCAGUUGUACUACAUCCUCGUGCUGACGACGUCGGGGCCAGCGUUGACCAAGUGCCACAACGCUGGAGUCAACGAAGGCUUCGAAGCGUGGCGGCAGUUCGUGCUCGAGUGGGAGCCGCGUCUUCGGACAAGAUUCGUGGGCCUGCUGAUGCAGCUGAUGUCGUACCGGUUUCGCGACGACAUUCCGAGCGCAUUGGCGGCAUUCGAGCGGCUCGUGCACGACUACGAGUCCCAGAGCCAGAAGACGGUCGACGACGACACCAAGAUCGGCGUGGCGCUGUUGGGGAUGGAGAACGAGCGCGUGAAGGAGCACCUGAUUCGAAACAGCAGCAGGAUCACGACGUGGCAGCACGUGAGGGACGAGAUCUUGGAGAUCACGAGGACGCAGCAGUACAUCGACUCGCAGCCCGCGCCGAUGCAGCUCGGGGCGACGCCCUGGAAUGCCGGAAAGCCCAAAGGCGGCAAGAGCAAGGAAGGCAAAGGCAAGGAAGGCAAGGGGAAGGACUCAAAAGGAAAAGGCAGCAAGGCCAAGAAGGGCGCCGAGGAGGCGUCGAACGCGAACAGGGACAAGGUGUGCUUCUACUGCAAGAAGACGGGGCACGUCAAGGCGGAGUGCCGGAAGAGGCAAAAGGACCUCGCGGCAGCAGAGGGCUCAAGGAGGCCAUUGCACGCGACGCCAGCUCUGGUGAGGGACGGCCACACGGACACGUUCAUUUUGGCACUGCCCGAAGCGGAGAAGCGCGGAUCCGUGUGGCGCCCUGCCAGCAGCGUCGAGGAGCGCACGAGGACGAGCGAGGUCAGCCAGCGCGAGGCUGAGGGGUUCGACCCGAACGCCGAGCCCGACGCGAGCGUGCGACCAGUCAAGCUUGCGACGGCUACGAACGACCCCGUGCACGGGGCGAGCGGGAAGCGAUCGAGGUUCGAGCUGGAAGGCGGGCGACAGGUGAGCGUGAGGUACAACGAGGCCGACGUGAAGUUCCCGAUCGUGAGCGUCGGCGAGGCGGCAUCGCAGGGGAAUUGGUUCCUGUUCGGGCCAGGCUGCCAAGCGAUGCUCCCAGGGACGAUGGCGAGCGAGCUGCGGCAGGCAGCACGGCAAUCAGAGGCUGUUCAGCUGGAGAUGCAUCGGGGGGUGUACUGGCUCCCGUGCGCGGCGCCGGGAGCAGACAAGCACGAGACACCACUCUGCGCGACGCGAGCCGCGGCGGUGGUCGAGACCGCUCCGACGAUGUCUUCCAGUAGCGCGGCUGGCCCCUCGGACGCGGGUGGCCCCGCUCCGAUGGCCGAGGGGCCGGCGGCGACGCCAGCGUUACGACGAAUUCCCGGUUCUUUUCCGACAGCUGUGAGCUCGGGCGCGGGCAGCCCCGCCCCGGCGCAGCUGGAGGAGAGCGAGGCGUCGCGCGUCGCGAUCAGCAAACGCCUCCCUCCCACGGUGAGCCGCCAGGAGUUCGACGAGCACCAGCUGACGCACUUGCCUUUCCGCUCGUGGUGCGACCACUGCGUGCGAGGCAAGGCAAGUGACGAUGCCCACCGGGCGAGGAACGAAGCAGAGAAGGGGGCGCCCAGAUGGUCCAUGGACUAUUUCUUCCUGGCCAGGGCGGACGAUCCCCAGCAGGCGAAGCCGGUGCUCUGCUGCCUUGACUCUCUGAGCGGCGCGGUCUUCGCUGCGAUGGUGCACAAGGGUGGCGACCGCUACGCGCUCGCCGUCAACCAAGAGGCCCUGAGGUUCACGGGCAGGACGAGCAUCAUCAUUCUGAGCGACCAGGAGAAUGCAGUGAAGAAGCUGGUCAACCUUGUGCGCGAGGAGCGUGUCCAUGACACCGUCGUGCUCAACGCGCCGAAGGGGUCGAGUGCCAGCGCGGGCGGCAUCGAGCGUGCCAACUACGAGGUCGAAAAGCAGGUGCGGACGAUGAGGUCCAGGAUCGAACAGGUGUACGGCAUCAAGGUGGACCUCGACCACAAGCUCCUCCCCUUCCUCGUCCGUCAUGCCGCGUGGCUGAUCACGCACUACCAGGUGAAGGUCGACGGCAAGACGCCGUACGAGCGGCUGCGCGGACGGCCAUACAAGGGCCAGAUCGCCGAGUUCGGUGAGGUGGUGCAUUGCAGGGGCCCCCAGAAGGCCGCCGACAUGCCCAAGCUCGAUGACAGAUGGCGGCUGGGCGUGUGGCUCGGCAAGAGCCUGGCGAGCGACGAGCACUACGUCGGCAGUGCGGCCGGCGUGCAGAGGUGCAGGUCGAUCUGGAGGCGGCCGGAGCCGAGCCGCUGGGACAAGAGGCUGCUGGAGGCCAUGGCUGGAGAGCCAUGGGACCCGAAGGCGGGGGUCAGCCUGGAGAAGGCACCGAUGCCGAGGGGAGUGUACAUUACCCUGGACCGCCAGAUUAAGUACGGCGGGGCGAAGGGCUGCCCCGCGUGCUUCGGAGACGCCAAGAUCCAUUCAGCAGAGUGCCGUGCCAGGUUCCAGGACCUCGUGGACCGGGGCGCGGCGGCUCGCGCGCAGCCAGCGGGAAGCACCGCGGCGGCCGACACCGCGGCCGGGAUGGAGGUCAGCGCAGCAAGGGGUGACGGGCGGCUCGCGCUGGGAGCGGGUAGGCCCGCCGUGGCUGAGCCGCAGGACGAGCCCAUGGGCGAGGUAGCGGAAGAUUUGCCUGGGGCUCGGAAGCGCCAGAAGAUCCUGGCGGGUCUCCCAACGCUGCACGACCAGGAGCCGCAGGCAGAGGAGAUGCUUGAGACGCUUCCUCUGCUGGCAGCGCUGCCCGACGACGCAGAGUGGCAGGAGCAGCUCUUGGACUGGGAGCGCGAUUACUAUGGCACUAAGAGCGGGAAGCUGCUGAACAAGCAGAAGGUCUAUGAGGGCAGGCGCCGAGAGCUGGACAACAUGCAGCGCCUGGAGGUCAAGGAGCCCAUCCUGCUGUCGGAGGCGCGUGCUCAGGGCUUGGAGGUCGUCUACUCCAAGUGGCUGGACGACGAGAAGGCCACGCCGGAGGACCCUGACGCAGUCAGAUCACGGCUGGUGGCCACACAGGUCAACACCUACGGCAGGGAGGACGUGACCCAGGCGACGCCGCCGAUCAUGACCACUAGGCUUUUGGUCAGCAUGGCGGCGACGAAGACGAAUGCGAGAGGAGAGCACGACUGGCUGAUCGGCCGGCAUGACAUCAGGGUGGCGUUCUUCCAUGCAGCUGGCUCGGGGCGAGUGGUCAUCGUACCACCUCGAGGGCUCGCGCCGCCGGGUGUUGCUUGGAGGGCCCUGAAGGCAUGGUACGGCACGCGCGAGGCCAGCAAGUGCUGGGGGAACGAGGUCACGGACACCAUGCAACGCGAGGGGGCCAAGCAGGUAAUGGUGGUCCCAAUGAUGUUCUUCUCAGACUCCUUCGACUACGUGACGAACUGCCAUGGCGACGACUUCCUUUCAGCAGGGACGGCGGCGGCACUCGACGAGGUGGAUCGGAUCCUGGACGAGCACUUCGACACGAAGAGGCUGCCGCGCAUAGGACCGCCAGCUCACGGCGGCGAAGCAGCCGAGGGGCAGCAUCUUGGACGCAUUAUCCGGUGGACGCCGAGUGGUUUCGAGUAUGAGGCGAACCCCAAGCACGCCGAGGACUUGUGCCGCCUGGCGGGACUGCAACCGGCAUCGAAGGGAGCACCGACGCCAGCGACCAAGAGCACGGCGAAGGGCCGGCGCGACCAGGACGACGAGCUGAGCGACGAGGAGGUUAAGACGAGCUUCAGGCAGGGUGCAGGGACCGCACUGUAUAUGUCCAUCGACCGGCCGACCAUACAGUUUGCCACGUCGCAGGUGAUGGCCGGCAUGAGCAAGCCGAAGGUCGUCAAUCAGCUGCAGUUGCACAGGCUGGCGAGGUACGUCAAGCAUGGCUUUGCUGGCAACGCGAUCGUGAAGCUGCUCGUCAGGGUGGCCAGGCACCCGGCCACGGAGGGGCAGCCACAGUUCCGGGAAACCCUCGCGACGGUUGCGGGUAGCACCGCACGGUGCGGGGAGGUGAAGGUAAGGGCUUCUCUGGGUGCGGGUGGCACCGCCCCAAUGGAGGUGGAGACCCAUAGGGCUGGUGAUGCGGGUAGCCCCGCUCCCGGCAAGGUUAAAGUUCGAUCAGUGGAUGCGGGUAGCUCCGCUCCCUAA
This is a messenger RNA of Prorocentrum cordatum, 4488 nucleotides long. Lineage: Eukaryota; Dinophyceae; Prorocentrales; Prorocentraceae. The record is from the annotation of a GenBank genome assembly.